Messenger RNA from Tupaia belangeri chinensis (Chinese tree shrew), 1154 nucleotides. It is a transcript of the gene CLTA, whose product is annotated as clathrin light chain A. The transcript is spliced from 8 exons. Gene Ontology annotation, molecular function: structural molecule activity; clathrin heavy chain binding. The record is from RefSeq and is a predicted model, not a curated record. Gene Ontology annotation, biological process: intracellular protein transport; clathrin-dependent endocytosis. Gene Ontology annotation, cellular component: clathrin coat of coated pit; synaptic vesicle membrane; plasma membrane. Lineage: Eukaryota; Metazoa; Chordata; Mammalia; Scandentia; Tupaiidae. Bases 130 to 867 code for a protein of 245 amino acids.
UCCACUUUCUCCCUCCUCCCGCUUGUCCUCCGUUUGCUGUUGCCACCACAGCGGCCGCUGCCGGGCGCCGAGUCUGUGGGUCGGUUGGUUUCUCUCAGUCUUGGUGUCGGUGCCGUUGAAUUCCCCGCCAUGGCUGAGCUAGAUCCGUUCGGCGCCCCCGCCGGCGGCCCCGCGCUGGGGAACGGGGUGGCGGGCGCGGGCGAGGAAGACCCGGCCGCGGCCUUCUUGGCGCAGCAGGAGAGCGAGAUUGCGGGCAUUGAGAACGACGAGGCCUUCGCGAUCCUGGACGGCGGCGCCCCGGGGCCCCAGCCGCAUGGCGAGCCGCCGGGGGGUCCGGAUGCUGUUGAUGGAGUAAUGAAUGGUGAAUACUACCAGGAGAGUAAUGGUCCGACAGACAACUAUGCAGCUAUUUCACAAGUGGACCGAUUGCAAUCAGAGCCUGAAAGUAUCCGUAAAUGGAGGGAAGAGCAGACGGAACGCUUGGAAGCCCUUGAUGCCAAUUCUCGGAAGCAAGAAGCAGAGUGGAAAGAAAAGGCAAUAAAGGAGCUAGAAGAGUGGUAUGCCAGACAGGAUGAGCAGCUACAGAAAACAAAAGCAAACAACAGGGUGGCAGAUGAAGCUUUCUACAAACAACCCUUCGCUGACGUGAUUGGUUAUGUCACAAACAUAAACCAUCCUUGCUACAGCCUAGAACAGGCAGCAGAAGAAGCCUUUGUAAACGACAUUGACGAGUCAUCCCCAGGCACAGAGUGGGAACGGGUGGCCCGGCUGUGUGACUUUAACCCCAAGUCCAGCAAGCAGGCCAAAGAUGUCUCUCGCAUGCGCUCAGUUCUCAUCUCCCUCAAGCAGGCCCCCCUGGUACACUGAAGAGCCACCUGUGGAAACACUACAUCUGCAAUAUCUUAAUCCUACUCAGUGAAGCUGUUCACAGUAAUUGGAUUGAUUAUGUUGAGUUCUUUUGGACCAAACCUUUUGUCUUUAGAGUUGAUCAUUGUUUGUGAUUGCAUGUUUCCUUCAACUGUGUUCUCCCUGGCAUUCAGAGAGGAGGGGGGAGGAGGAAGAGGAAGGGAGAGAAACCUCCCAACAGUAGCCUCAACCUGUGCUUUUGUGCAUUAUUCUGAGAAUAAAUUUCUGUUUCAAACAAUGUACAUAAA